Molecule: messenger RNA, 894 nt
Organism: Mercurialis annua (annual mercury)
Lineage: Eukaryota; Viridiplantae; Streptophyta; Magnoliopsida; Malpighiales; Euphorbiaceae
Exons: 2
Coding region: 159-641 (160 amino acids)
Source: RefSeq, a predicted model, not a curated record
UAUCAUUAUCACUAGCAUCCAGAUUUUAACUCUUUUAAGAUCCAAGGGCUAGAAGGCACCCAAUAAAAAAAGAUGGGAAAAUUCUAUAUCUCCCACUUAAAAGAGGUGUAAACCAUUACAAUUUGGUCAAAUUUGCAAAAAAAACAGCCUCAAAAACAAUGUUGAUACUCUCAUCACCAGUAUCAACCUCUCUACCAUCUAAACAACAAUAUGGUUAUCAUCCCAAAAUCACUAAAACAAAACCAAAGUUCAUAGUAAGCAUGGCAAAGGAGAGUACAGACAGCAGCAACAAUGCCAUAGAGAUAGGCGCAAUAGCUGCCGGAUUAGUGUCGAACCCGGUAAUCGGUUGGUCUCUUUACACCCUCAAAACGACCGGGUGCGGCCUGCCGCCAGGCCCGGGCGGCUCAUUAGGCGCGCUAGAAGGAGUGAGUUACUUGGUAGUCGUGGGGAUUAUAGGCUGGUCAUUAUACACCAAGGCUAAAACUGGCUCUGGUCUGCCUAAUGGACCAUUUGGAUUGUUGGGUGGUGUUGAAGGAUUAUCAUAUUUAUCAUUUGUUGCCAUUUUAGUAGUGUUUGGUUUGCAAUUCUUGGAUAAUGGUUACAUUCCUGGACCUCUGCCUGCUGAUCAAUGUUUUGGGUGAUGAAUGAUGACUUCUGAAGAUAAGAACGAUUUGUAGAUGAUGAUUGAUUGCUGAAUUAUUGUAAUGUUACAGUGUUGUUGAUUUUAUGUUGACUUUAUGUUGAUAUAUGUUGAUAUCAACUAAUUUUUUUUAUUUUAACAUUGGCAAACAAGAUAAUAUUGUCUGUGAAAUAAAUGUCUCCUGUAAGUUUGCGGAAUAGAUGUUUAUUUGAAAAGCAGCAGGAUGGAAUGUGGAGUGCACAUAUUUGUUUGAA